Gamsiella multidivaricata is the source of this 1299-nucleotide messenger RNA. RefSeq names its product Septin-type guanine nucleotide-binding (G) domain-containing protein. Gene Ontology annotation, cellular component: septin complex; cell division site; microtubule cytoskeleton. Gene Ontology annotation, molecular function: GTP binding; molecular adaptor activity; GTPase activity. The transcript is spliced from 8 exons. Bases 171 to 1058 code for a protein of 295 amino acids. Gene Ontology annotation, biological process: cytoskeleton-dependent cytokinesis. The record is from RefSeq and is a predicted model, not a curated record. NCBI's taxonomy places the organism in Eukaryota, Fungi, Mortierellomycota, Mortierellomycetes, Mortierellales, Mortierellaceae.
GGGGGAUAUUUUUGGGUCUUUUGUUCGACUCCCAUCAUAUCAUCAUCUCUCUUCCCUUUCCAUCCUAAUUGUCCCAUUCCAUCCACUCCCUCUCGUCCCAUCGUCCGCAAUUCAUCUUUACUUCCUUAAUACCCAGGAACUUAUCACUAGAAAUACUCACUACUAUCACCAUGGCACACCGCAUUGGACGCAGAAAGAACGUCAAGAAGGGAUUUCAGUUCACGCUGAUGGUUGUCGGUGCCUCCGGUCUUGGUCGCACCACCUUCAUCAACACGCUGUGCGAUGCUGAUGUUGUCCCUAAGCGUGAAUCUGACGAGCCUGAUAUGGCCCACGUCGAGGAGGGCAUCAAGAUCAAGCCCUACACCGUUGAGCUCGACGAGGAUGGUGUCAAGAUCUCGCUCACUGUUGUCGACACCCCCGGCUUUGGUGAUAUGAUUGACAAUGAGUACUGUUUCCAGGAGAUUCUUGGAUAUCUGGAGCGACAAUACGAUGAUAUUCUAUCGGAGGAGUCCAGGAUCAAGCGUAACCCACGGUUCCGCGACAACCGUGUCCACGCUCUCCUCUACUUUAUUACCCCUACUGGCCACAGCCUGAGGGAGAUCGAUAUUGAAUUGAUGAAGCGUUUGAGUCCCAGAAUUAACGUUAUCCCAGUCAUUGGCAAGGCCGAUACCUUCACCCCUAUUGAGCUGGCAGACUUCAAGAAGAGGGUCAUGGAGGACAUUGAGCACCACAAUAUCCCAAUCUACAACUUCCCCUUCGAUCCCGAAGAGGAUGAUGAGGAGACCAUUGACGAGAACAGCGAGCUCCGUUCCCUCCUUCCUUUUGCAUUGAUCGGAUGCGAGGAGGAGAUCAUGGUGAACGGCCGUAAGGUCCGCGGCAGACAGUACCCAUGGGGCAUUGUCGAGGUCGACAACACCCAGCACUGCGACUUUGCCAAGUUGCGUUUUGCUUUGCUCAGCUCGCACUUGCAGGACUUGAAGGAGAUCACUCACGACUACCUCUACGAGAACUACCGUACCGAGAAGUUGUCUCGCAGCGCCGAGAACCUGUCCGAGUAGAUACUGGAUAUCUGCAGGAUCGUUUUUCACUCUUUAUUAUUAUCGUCAUUUCCCCCAAUAAUUAUAACCACCACUCGUGCUGGAAGGUCGACCCUGAUGCGCCGUUCUUUUUUUUUUUUUUAUUCUAUAAUCCUAUUGGAACCCAUUUACACGCAAUAAACGAAUUUCAGACUAAGACUUUUGAGCGUCCCUUUCUGGAGUCAGGAUAGGGCACGGCAUGGUGCACAACGGUCGUGACUGU